Theileria parva strain Muguga is the source of this 951-nucleotide messenger RNA. RefSeq names its product U5 small nuclear ribonucleoprotein 40 kDa protein (gene SNRNP40). Bases 1 to 951 code for a protein of 316 amino acids. Gene Ontology annotation, cellular component: catalytic step 2 spliceosome. Lineage: Eukaryota; Apicomplexa; Aconoidasida; Piroplasmida; Theileriidae. The transcript is spliced from 4 exons. The record is from RefSeq and is a predicted model, not a curated record. Gene Ontology annotation, molecular function: protein binding; RNA binding.
AUGAAUGUAGAUGAGGAAAAUGUACUCAAUUUCCCAGUUAUGCUAUUAACUGGACAUGAAAGUGAGAUUUACUCAAUAGAAUUCUCACAAGAUGGUCAAUUUCUAGCCUCUGGUGGAAAAGAUAGGCAGAUUCUUCUAUAUGAAGCCUUUGGAGAAUGCCGUAAUUUUGGUGUAUUAACAGGACAUAAAAACGCAGUUUUGGAAGUGCACUGGAAUAAAAAUUCAAAUUUCUUGUACUCAUGCUCAGCGGAUUUUACCGCAUCAGUAUGGGAUGUAAAUUAUGCUAAAAGGAUACGCAAAUUAAAGGGACAUAGUGGUAUCGUAAAUAGCUGUUAUCCAGCGAGAAAUAGGAUAAAUGGACUCCUGGUAACGGGUUCCGACGACGGCACAGUUAAGGUUUGGGAUUCCAGAGAUAAAAGUUAUGCUAAUUCAAUUUCACAUGAUUUUCAAAUUCUCUCUGUCACUACUGAUCCCGACCAUAAUUUCAUAUACUCCGGAUCACUAGACAAUAUCAUCAGAAUAUAUGAUGUGAGAAAUGAUAAUAAAGUGUAUUUGGAGCUGAAAGGUUGUAUGGAUUCUAUUACGAGUUUGGAUUUAAACGAAGAUAAUUCACUGUUGUUGUCAAAUUCAAUGGACAACAAGUUAACCAUUUGGAAUAUUUUACCGUACGCAGAUAAUAAAAACGGUGUUAACAAUCGCAUAGUUAAAAUAUUGUACGGACCCAAACAUAAUAGUGAAAAGAACUUAAUUAAGAGUCAUUGGGGGAGGAAUUCAGUGAUCUGUAGCGGAUCUGCAGAUCAGUUCGUGUACAUUAUAGACACUGUGGAUGAAAAGAUUCUAUAUCAAUUACCAGGCCACAUAGGCACUGUAAAUGAUGCACAAUUACACCCUAACAUACCAAUCAUCGCCUCCUGUUCAAAUGAUAAAACUAUAUACAUCGGACAAUUAUAA